AUGCCAAACGCAAGCGCCAUAACCACCACCAAUUCUGGGAGCGGAAGUCCCAUACCCACCCAUCGCCGGCGCGUUCCGGACUCGAUGAUGAGCGAUUCCGACAGAUUAUUGGUCCAUACACAGACUUCUUUCGACCGUCUUCAGGUUGGUUGUGCAGGCGACGAGGAAUAUUGUAAUUAUAACAAUGGUUCUCCUGCCCACAACCUUCAUCAACAUCUACACUACCACCAUUUGUUACGUAAAAGGGUCGCGAAUUUUUUCGUGAUUUUCCAUAACUUGUCGCAUUCUCUGGGAUCCAAAAAGAAUUUUGCGCGUACGCUUAUCAGUUUGCUUAUGGUUUUGGUGGUGGCAUCUAUAUUUUUGAAGUAUUCUGUAUUGGAUGCUAGUCUACAUGACCAAUCCAAGAAGAGAAAGGAUGAUUUUCCGAUUAUUCAGAAUAUGAAGACCAGCUUAGCUCGUGAUCAGCAUGUUAUAACAGAAUCGGCGGUGGCCUUAUCUGCCGGACUUCUCCAUAAAAGGCAAAUGGUUGAAUACCCUGUUCCGGAAAUAUGGAUGAAGCCAAACAGUGAUAACUACUAUCAAUGCAUUGGUCGGCCGAGGAAUCGAAUAAGGACGGGAUCGGAAACAAAUGGCUAUAUUCUAGCUCAUGCUAAUGGAGGGCUAAAUCAAAUGCGAACAGGAAUAUGUGACAUGGUUGCAAUAGCAAAAAUUAUGAAUGCUACUUUGGUUCUUCCUUCUCUUGAUCACAAGUCAUUCUGGACAGAUCCCAGUGAUUUUAAAGAUAUUUUUGAUUGGAAGCAUUUCAUUGGCACAUUAAGAGACGAUAUUGAGAUAGUAGAUUCUUUGCCACCUCAUUUGGCAUCAUCAGUUAAGCCCCUUCCUAAGGCACCUGUUUCUUGGUCCAAGCCUAGUUACUACAGAGGAGACAUUCUUUCCUUGCUAAAGAAACACAAGGUAAUCAAAUUCACCCACACGGAUUCACGUCUUGCCAACAACGGCCUUGCGCCUUCCAUUCAGAGGCUUCGGUGUCGGGCAAAUUACGUGGCUCUCAGAUACACAAAAGAGAUUGAGGAGCUUGGGAGAAAAUUGGUUGAUAGAAUUAGAAGUGAUGGCGAACCAUUUAUUGCGCUUCAUCUGAGGUACGAGAAAGACAUGCUUGCAUUCACCGGUUGCAGCCACAAUUUGAGUAGAGAGGAGGUUGAGGAGCUUCGGCGCAUGAGGUACAAUGUGAAGCACUGGAAAGAGAAAGAGAUAGACGGCGAAGAAAAGCGACUCCAAGGAGGCUGCCCAAUGUCUCCGAGGGAGGCGGGUCUCUUUCUCAAGGCCAUGGGUUAUCCAUCAACCACAAGAAUAUACAUAGUUGCAGGAGAAAUCUAUGGGAAUAAUAGUAUGGAUGCAUUCCGGGCAGAGUACACAAACGUUUUCUCGCACUCCACUCUUGCAACAGAGGAAGAGUUGGAGGAACUAAAACACUAUCAGAAUCGUCUUGCUGCUCUGGAUUACGUUAUAGCUCUUCAAAGUGACGUCUUUGUUUACACAUACGAUGGGAACAUGGCAAAGGCUGUACAGGGCCAUAGAAGGUUUGAUGGGUUUCGAAAGACGAUAAAUCCUGACAGAUUCAAUUUAGUUAGGCUAAUGGAUAUGUUGGAUGUGGGCACGUUAUCAUGGGAACAGUUUGCCUCGGAAGUCAAGAGUUUACAUGAGAACAGGCUUGGAGCACCAUAUAUUAGACAGGCGGGAGAAUCACCAAGAUUAGAGGAGAACUUUUAUGCUAAUCCGUUUCCUGGAUGUAUUUGUAAUGUAUCUCGAGAACAAGAAAGAAGCCAACAUCAUCACCGAAAAUUUAUUACUAGUUCAAGAAUAGCAUCACAGAGAUAGGGCUCAUAGUUGUUUUUGAGUGUAAAUAAUAAUUUCAAUCGUAGAGCAUAAGAUAUAAAACAGAGAGUGGUGGGCUGUGCAAGAAGUAGCAGCAAUGCGAUUCGGGCCCUUCAUGAUUCAAUUUUGGAGGAUACGGUAGAGGGAGAAA
Molecule: messenger RNA, 2026 nt
Organism: Coffea eugenioides
Lineage: Eukaryota; Viridiplantae; Streptophyta; Magnoliopsida; Gentianales; Rubiaceae
Product: O-fucosyltransferase 19-like
Exons: 8
Coding region: 1-1878 (625 amino acids)
Cellular component (GO): cytoplasm
Source: RefSeq, a predicted model, not a curated record